UUCGGGGAUACUCCGCACCAGUUGGUGGUCGCUCCAGGUCCGCCCAUGUAACAUUUUCGGGAAGCCAAAACCUCUCACUCCAAAUCCAGUCUGAGAUAGAGGAAGUCAUCGGGGAGCAGAAAAAUAGUCGCGGUCAACAGUAACGUUACAAGUCCAACAAUAGCAAUGAGGUGUGGUACACAUUGAUCAGUCAUCUCCUUGGUGUACCCCCCCCCUCUCCUGACUGCUUGGACUGGUCCAUUUUGCAUCUGAAAAAAUCUGAUAGUUGGAGAAGAGUUCUUCAUGCCAGGGACUGUUGUAGCCUCAGCACACAGAGUACUGUAGCUCCUGGAUCACCUAAGAUAAGCAAAUGGAUGAGAAAGAGCUGAGUGAUCCCCUGAAUAACGUAUCGCUCAUUAAAGAUGAUCUGACCAGGUCAAAUAUGGGGUCCUCUGGAGACUCCGAGAAAAUGAUCCAGCACUUGAAUGAUGAACUUCGAGAAGCCCAGGAGCUAGCUAAUACUGAGAAACACAAAUGCAUGGAGCUACAAGGUAUCCUGCAGGAAGAGAGAAAAGAAAAUAAGCAACAAGCUGAUGAAUCUGCAAAACAGAUCAAACAUCUUCAAGGCCAGCUGCGGCAGCUCCAAGAUGAAGCGGGCAUUCUCAGAGAGCAGAUAGAUGUCUCUUCCAGUUCACAUGACGAGCUACUAAGUGCACGUGACGAGGUGAAGGCGUUGAAACGUGCCCUGGAGGCAGCCACUGCUGAGCGGGACCAUGACGUUGCCACUAUCCAGACCAACCUGGCAGCUGUCUCGAAGGACCUGGAAAAAUGGCGUCAGACUGCCAACAAAUAUGAGCGUGAGAUUGACAAUCUACAGCGUGACCUUCAACAACAGAGCAAGCAGUGGCAGAAAACUGCAGAAAUACAAGCCAGUGAGCUGCAGUCAAUGCAGGCGGAGUGUAAUGGCCUUCAGAAGGAGUGUUCGGUCCUGCGAGCUGAAAAACAAGACACCCUAAAUAAGCACCAGAAGGAAAGGAGUGGUCUGCAAAAUGAGUGUGCUUCCCUCAGGGCUGAGAAGGAGGAACUCCUCAAGGCUCACCAGAAAGACAAGGGCAACCUGCAGAGUGACUGUGCAGCUCUGCGCUCUGAGAAAGAGGCAAUGCUGCAGAGACAGCAGCAGCUGGAGAAGGACCUCGCCAGUUCGCGUGCUCAGAAUGCUGAGCUGAGCAACAGCCUCAAAGCCCUAGAGGGAUCCCAGCAGGAGUUGGAGAAGAGGCUGGCAGCCCUGCAGCUCCAGCACCAGCAGGAUAGCACCAAGCUGCAAACCCAACUGGAUGAAGCUGACAGCCACAGCAAGGCUCUGCAGAGAGAGUAUGAGGAGGCUAAGACGGAGCUGUCAGACCUAAAGGACAAAUAUGAGAAGACUGAGCAGGAAAAGCAGUUGCUUACAGAUGAGUUUGAGGAGUGCAAAGCCAACAUGAAGGAAUUACAGGAGAAAGGGACAAAGAAACCAUGGGUAAUCUGGGGGCCUGUGGCUGCUGUGGUUCUAACAGCUGUGACUGCUGCCGUGCUCUUCAGGACCUGAGUGCAACAUGCUCACACACACACACACACACACACACACACACACACACACACACAUACACAGACACACGCAGGUGUGAAUCCAUAUUUGUCAUCAGCUUCUUCUGUUCUGAAAUUGAAAAACUUGCCCCCUUAUCAUAUCUGCACUAUUAAUUAGGAGGGCUCCUACUUAACACUGUUUAAUUUUUAAGAUACUCUAUUUUAGAUGACAGAAUCGUUAAUAAAAGAAUGUCAGUUUUGUGUGCAAAUGAGUAAGUUUGUUUGUAUUAUUACUUAAAGGAAACCUAGUUGGGUCGUUUUUUUGUUUACUAUCAUGACUUAUAGGAGUAUCCAUUAAUGAAUGUAAAGAUAUGCUGCACACUUAAUUAGUAAAAAGAAAUAUAAUGAUGAUGACGAUAUUUUAGAUUGAGAUAGAUGAAGUGUGAACUUACCUAAUGUAACACAUCUCUGUAACUGUCAGAAUAAUAAAUUUUGUCACAGUAAUGCAGCCCCUAA
Messenger RNA from Perca flavescens (yellow perch), 2058 nucleotides. RefSeq names its product sarcolemma associated protein b (gene slmapb). Lineage: Eukaryota; Metazoa; Chordata; Actinopteri; Perciformes; Percidae. The coding region runs from base 350 to 1564 and encodes 404 amino acids. The transcript is spliced from 10 exons. Gene Ontology annotation, cellular component: acrosomal membrane. Gene Ontology annotation, biological process: acrosome assembly; single fertilization. The record is from RefSeq and is a predicted model, not a curated record.